GUAAUUAACCAAUUUCAAUGGAGAAAUUUGGAACACAUAUUCUUUGUUUAUUCCUUCUUUUUCUAUUCCUUCUUUUCAUUCUCACAAAACAACCAAGUUCCAGUGCUUUUAGUAAGAGUAUGGUGGAUCAUGUACAAAAAUCUAUGACAAAUUAUGAUGAAACAAUGUUGGAGAAGGAAGAAGAUGAAUGGCAAAUGGUGGGGAAAAAAGGAAACCAAUUUGUGGUGAAUAAUCAACCUUUCUAUAUAAAUGGAUUCAAUGCAUUCUGGUUGAUGGUUUUUGCCGCAGAUGACUCCACUAAAGAAAAAGUCACUGAGGUCUUUAAACAAGCUUCCUCAUUAGGUAUGACAGUUUGUAGGACUUGGGCUUUCAAUAAUGGUCAAUGGAGAGCCCUACAAAAAUCCCCUUCAGUUUUUGAUGAAGACAUCUUCAAGGCCUUAGACUUUGUCGUAAGUGAAGCAAAGAAAAACAAAAUCAGGUUGAUAUUAUCAUUGGCAAACAAUUGGGAUGACUAUGGUGGCAAAGCACAAUAUGUGAAAUGGGGCAAAGAUCAUGCUGGCCUUAACUUGACAUCUGAUGAUGACUUCUUCUCACAUCCAACCCUUAGAAACUACUAUAAAGCCUAUGUUAAGACUGUGCUUACUAGAGUUAACACAUUCACAAAUAUCACUUAUAAGGAAGAUCCUACAAUUUUUGCAUGGGAAUUGAUGAAUGAGCCUAGCUGCUACUCAGAUCCCACAGGUGAUAAGUUACAGGAUUGGAUACAAGAAAUGGCAUUUCAUGUGAAGAAAAUUGAUCCAAAACAUUUGGUGGAGAUUGGACUAGAAGGAUUUUAUGGCCCCUCAACACCUCAGAGAACUCAGUUCAAUCCAACAAAUACAUCUAAACAGGCUGGAACUGAUUUCAUCAGGAACCACCAAGUUCUUGGUGUGGACUUUGCUUCUGCUCACAUAUAUACUGACACUUGGAUUUCACCACAAAUUGCUGAUACACACAUCCCAUUUAUAAUAUCAUGGAUGGAGGCACACAUAGAGGAUGCUGAAAAGUAUCUCGGAAUGCCGGUUGUUUUCACUGAGUUUGGCUUAUCUUCAAAGGAUUCUGGCUACAAUUCAACAUAUAGAGACACAGUAAUAAGCACUGUGUACAGUUCAAUCUUAAACUCAACAAAGAAAGGAGGGAGUGGUGCUGGAAGCCUUUUGUGGCAGAUGAUUCCUGAAGAUACAGAUGCAUUGGAUGAUGGUUAUGCUAUUGUUUUCUCAAAGUCUCCUUCAACUUCAAGAAUUGUAUCUCUUCAAUCUUAUAGGCUUGGUUUGUUCAACUCCUAGUGUUCUUCCAACUUAAGUAUAUGUAUCUGUUUGUAUUAACUUCAAUUUAUAUCGCCAUACAUGGUCACCAUCUUAAUUACUAUUGAUGCAUGCUAUAACUUUCUUCACUGAUUACAUUAAGCAUUU
Molecule: messenger RNA, 1451 nt
Organism: Trifolium pratense (red clover)
Lineage: Eukaryota; Viridiplantae; Streptophyta; Magnoliopsida; Fabales; Fabaceae
Product: mannan endo-1,4-beta-mannosidase 6-like
Exons: 6
Coding region: 18-1325 (435 amino acids)
Molecular function (GO): hydrolase activity, hydrolyzing O-glycosyl compounds
Source: RefSeq, a predicted model, not a curated record